ACGACGACGACGAAUCACGCGCCACUUCAAUUGUAAAGCUGCCUGGAACCCUUCUUCCCGCUCUGUGAUUCCUCGAUUCUUCAGAUGAUGGAGAUUUCUUCCUUCUCCACCAGCUCAAGGCGAUGCUGGCUUCCUUCCUCAGCUUCAGCUAUAGAUAUGGUGCUGCUCAAGAAAGUUGGUGUCUCUCAAAGCUAUCCAGGUUCUGUGUCCAUGUUUGCUGGUAAAAGCAGAUUUCAGCCUUCACUAAAUCAAAGUGUAUUUAUAAGGCGUAAGAAAUACCAUGUUCAGGUGUUAUGCAGCCAGAAGAAAGAAAUUCCUAUAGUAGAGGCUUGGUCCAUGGAUGAAGUAUAUGAUACUUUAGCUGAACGUGUGGUGCCAACUGCUGCUUCAGGAACAAAUACCAGUAUGACGCAUAUUGUGGGUUUAGCUGGCCCUCCUGGUGCUGGAAAGACCACUGUUGCUUCAGAGAUCGCUAAGCGUGUAAACAAGAUAUGGCCUCAAAAAUCAUGUUCCUUCGAUUCUCAGGUUGAACCUCCGGAAAUUGCUGUAGUCCUUCCCAUGGAUGGUUUCCAUCUUUAUCGCCACCAGCUGGAUUCAAUGGAGGAUCCGAAGGAAGCCCACGCAAGAAGGGGAGCUCCGUGGACAUUUAAUCCUGAUUUACUCUUAAAAUGUCUGAAGACCCUGAGGAAUCAGGGGUCGGUUUAUGCUCCAUCUUUUGACCAUGGUGUUGGAGACCCAGUUGAAGACGAUAUCUUCGUAAAUGUUCAGCACAAAGUUGUGAUAGUUGAAGGCAAUUAUUUACUCCUAGAAGACGAUACUUGGAAAGAAAUAGCAUCAAUGUUAGACGAGAAAUGGUUCAUUGAUCUUGACAUUGAUGUAGCAAUGGAACGARUUCUGAAGAGACAUAUAUCAACCGGUAAUACCCUAGAGAUCGCCAAACAACGGAUCAAAUACAAUGACAGGCCGAAUGCGGAACUUGUCUUGAAGUCAAAGAAACACGCGGAUUUGAUAAUCAAAUCGGUUAGUCUUUGAAGGUCAAACUCACGAUUAAAGUUUCGUGAAAACGAAUAAAAAGAACAAUUGCAAAUUCUAGAUGAAAUCAAGAGACAACAACAGGAGGAAGGAAAUCAAAGGUGAGUUGAAGUAUUGUCUGUUUCUUCUCAGGUAAUGCAAAAUAAAAUGUUUUUUUUUUGUUCUCCCAAAUUUCUGGGACUGGGGGAUUAUUUGUGGUAGGCCAUAAUUAUGAUCUGUUGACACCCUUUUGUUUCUUGUCUUUUUGGUAUACUUUUGGGGUUGCUAGAAAAUAGUAUUUUGUGCAACCUGGGUCUUUAUGAGUGUGUCUGUUAUGUGGGACUCAAUAGAAGUAAAACUUGGUGUGACAUUAGACUUUAGACCAGACAAAACUGAGUGAUGGGAGUUCAUCUGUCCUUGAAUAAAUGUUUAAGUUUCUUUUUUA
Messenger RNA from Cynara cardunculus var. scolymus (artichoke), 1456 nucleotides. Its product is annotated as putative uridine kinase C227.14. The transcript has 12 exons. Lineage: Eukaryota; Viridiplantae; Streptophyta; Magnoliopsida; Asterales; Asteraceae. Gene Ontology annotation, cellular component: cytoplasm. The record is from RefSeq and is a predicted model, not a curated record. Gene Ontology annotation, molecular function: kinase activity; ATP binding. Bases 85 to 1032 code for a protein of 315 amino acids.